This is a messenger RNA of Colletotrichum graminicola M1.001, 303 nucleotides long. RefSeq lists its product as uncharacterized. Bases 1 to 303 code for a protein of 100 amino acids. Lineage: Eukaryota; Fungi; Ascomycota; Sordariomycetes; Glomerellales; Glomerellaceae. The record is from RefSeq and is a predicted model, not a curated record. The transcript has a single exon.
AUGGUCAGCGGACGGCAAUACUACGAGAUGCCACCAGUGGGCCAAGCAAUGAGUAGCGCGUACAGCGGCAUCCGGCGAUUCGACCCCGACUACGGACUCGACCACUGCCACGACAAGUAUGGCGUUGAGCACCAGAAAGACUAUCGACUCGCGGCCGCGCGGACGGUUCAUGGUACCGGGGCUGCCAGGGCAAGGCAAUCGCUGUCGGCCAUGGACGAGAAGCGUGCCAACGAGAUCCGACGCGGCGUCUACGCACACGUUUUCCUCGAUGUCAAAAAUAGCCACAAAUCAGACGCUUUGUAA